Molecule: messenger RNA, 645 nt
Organism: Symbiodinium sp. CCMP2592
Lineage: Eukaryota; Dinophyceae; Suessiales; Symbiodiniaceae
Source: the annotation of a GenBank genome assembly
AUGACGAUGAUGAUGAUCAAGGUGUUGAUCGCAUUGGAGACAACAUUCACGCUUGAUCAGGCAGCAGAGACUGCCAAAGAUGCUUCCUUUCCAGACACGGGCGAUGCGGAGGAGGCAGAUGACCUUUUUGCUGACUACCACCCUCAAGCAGCCGACAAGGACUUGAGUCAGUCUUUUCCGGAGAUGGAGGAUGGAGACGCCACGGAGACCUUCUUGGAGACUCAGCUCGAGAAGAGUGGAGAGGAGCUAGAUCUGGAGAAGGAGCUGGAGAAGGAAGUGGAUGCAGCAAUGGAGGAAUUGUCGCCUGCCGCUGCAGAGGUGGAUGUGGCGGACAAGGGGGCGACCAAGCCUACGAUGGCUCAGGGAACGGCGACCUUGGAGACUGAGCUCGAGAAGAGUGGCGAGGACCUUGACUUAGAGAAGGAGCUGGAGAAGGUAAUGGAGGCAGCCAUGAGGGGGCCGGACGAGGCUGGCUGCGGACUUGCAGUGUCCACGUUUCAGAUGAUUGUGGCAAGCGAAGCCUUUUUCCGACCUAUGUACUGGUGCCCAUUAGGCUCCAUCGUCCCAGCGGCUGGGUCCGUCUCAGGAGUCGGACUUGGAGAAGGAGCUCGAACGAGUGAUGGAGGAAGAGCUGAAGAUGGAUGA